CUGGAACAGAGCGGCGCUUUACCGCGUUAAGAAGUUUACCAAGUGAAAACACCACUAAUCAUUAAAGAAUAUUUGGUUCACCUACCACCGAUGACGGGCUGCUUCUAAAAGCCACCAUCUGCUUAGGAACAAACUCACUUUUAUAAAGAAGAAGCAUGCAGUGCUGGCCUCCACUCAGGAGGGGGCACUGCUGCUAGAAGAAAGGGGAUGUGGAGAGUGAACUGAUCUGACCAUGGAUGACUUUACCACACGUAGCUACGGCACAAGUGGCCUGGACAACAGACUUCUGUUUGGGGAGACAUCGGCAAGGGAUAGGAUCAUCAAUUUAGUAGUUGGUGGACUUACAUCUCUUAUUUUGAUAGUAACCAUUAUCAGUUCCUUCGUCUUUCCCAGUCUUCCUCCGAAGCCGCUGAAUAUUUUCUUUGCUGUCUGCAUCCUGCUCAUGUGUGGUUCAGUCAUGGUUCUGAUAUUCUGGUACCGACAGGGAGACUUGGAGCCCAAGUUUCGCAACCUGAUCUACUACAUGCUCUUCUCCGUCGCCCUGCUGUGUAUCUGUGCCAACUUGUACUUUCACGAAGUGGGUCAAGACAAACCAAGCAAUGCCUUACGAUAGGAACAUGAAGAACUUUUGCACGGUGGAGGAAGGGACCGGUCCAUGCGGGCCAUCCAGAACGAUAUACUCGGACUUGUCAAGUGAGAGUUUUCCUAUGGAGGCUUUGAACAGUCUUCCUCCAGCCCCUGUGGAGGAGGGACCGGCCCGCCUUUCGAAAUGGACCAAGCGAAUUACAAACACAAACCUCCAUAAUCAGUAGCACACUGGGAGUUUAUGCAGAUAUUUUGCCCCCAGGUUGCUAUACGCAUCUUGCAUAAUUAUAUAUGCCAAUGGAAUUAUGAAUCAUGAAUUCUCAGAUAAGCCAUGGUAAGGUUGCAUAACGCUUUUGUAUUUGAACAUGGCAUAAAGGAGGUACAUUUUCAGCUGAGACUAUUUGCAUUUUUGAUGAUAUAAAAACAAUCCUGAAGUCAUAGUUCUUAAGGAAAAGAAACGGCAGCGAUCAUGAGGUGUUGCUUGGAUUUGUUCGUUUCUAAAUCACCACACACUGUGCCAUCGGACUUGCUGAAGACCAGCAAUUACUGACGUAAGUCAUUUCUAAUGUGUAUUUUAUGUAAGAAAUGAAUCCACAUUCCUGUUUGCUGCGCUCAUGUUUACUCUUGAUAUACAAGGAUGUUUUGUCAUAUCAAGAUGAUUUAGCUCAACUAGUUAUGCUCAUUACAUUAAAGUUGUUAUUCCUACACCAAAUACUGCAUGAGGGAAAUACAAGACUAGCUACUUUUGUAUCCAGCAAGCAAUGCAAAAAAGUGAAGCAACUGGCUGUUUACUUGCUGCUAGGAACUGAAUGUAUUCUGAAGUCCUUAGUGCUGAAUUUUUAUGCAAACAGAUGAUUGGUCUGCUUUUACAGUCUUUCCCUUUGGCUCCAAAAGGUAUUCGUGUGUCAGCAAAACUUGGCAGGUCACCUUGCAACGACUGCCCCACUUCACCAUUUGAACACCCAUUAUCCAAAAUGGUGUUUCAUAUGAAAUUCAAUUAUAUAAAUCAGGUUUCCAUGGGAACUUCUGUACUCAAAAACAUUUUAAAGGCUGAAUAAAUUAGUUGAUAUAUUUGAAAAUAAGUCUCACCUUCUAUCACAUUUAUUCACCUCUCAUUUACUGUUAUCUUGUACCUGAAUCCCCUGAAAGACUAUAAAGUAGAUGGUACUUUGCAGUAAGGGGAAAAGGAUGAGACUUUUGUCUGUGCUUAAUGGGACAAAAUGAGUGUAGUGUAUCCUCCUAGUGUAGAUGAUAUCUUAAAUGAAGCCUGCAUCUCAAUGCAUUGAAGGAGGCAAGAGGAACAGGUAAGAUAAUUGAGAUGGAGCUGACGGGACCCAACGCGAUAAAUAUAUUACGGACAAGAUACGAGCGUGCAACUGGACACACCAGCAAUGUGACAAAUGGUGAAUGACAUUUUGUUUAUUCAAUAAAUAAACACAAAAACAGCAUCUCGCAUAGAAAAUGUAUCCCAUUGAUAAAUUAAUGGCUGUCCACAAGACUUUGUUUCAGUAACUGAACAUGAAACCAGUGCAUCUUGAAAAGUUCCAUAAAAUAAGAAUAGUAUGUGGGAGAAUUGUAUUCAGAAACACAUUAAAAUAUUUAUAUUUCAAAACAGUGUGAGAAUUGUAUUAAAUGCACCAUCAAAAACUUUACCUUCAUGUCCAUGUCAGAGUUAUGACAAAUGUAUAGAUUUUAUACUGGAGAAAAAAAAA
Molecule: messenger RNA, 2297 nt
Organism: Electrophorus electricus (electric eel)
Lineage: Eukaryota; Metazoa; Chordata; Actinopteri; Gymnotiformes; Gymnotidae
Gene: tmem243b
Product: transmembrane protein 243, mitochondrial b
Source: RefSeq, a predicted model, not a curated record